This is a messenger RNA of Emericellopsis cladophorae, 1719 nucleotides long. RefSeq names its product Metal tolerance protein-like protein. The record is from RefSeq and is a predicted model, not a curated record. Gene Ontology annotation, biological process: monoatomic cation transport; transmembrane transport. Gene Ontology annotation, cellular component: membrane. Gene Ontology annotation, molecular function: monoatomic cation transmembrane transporter activity. The transcript is spliced from 4 exons. Lineage: Eukaryota; Fungi; Ascomycota; Sordariomycetes; Hypocreales; Bionectriaceae. Bases 1 to 1719 code for a protein of 572 amino acids.
AUGAGCUCGCCUGCUGCUCGGCCAAGGCGGCCAUCAACACCGUCUUUCUUGAUUUUGACGGAGGACUCGACGCCACUGCCGACACGCAGCGGCCAUCUUGCCUCGCUUCUUCGCUCCCGCUCUGCCACCAGUCUCAACAAUUUGCAUAGGCCCAAGUCGCAGCAGGAUGAGGAAGCCGGUCCCCGUCCUGGAUGGAAUCGUGACGAUGAGGAGGACCUUGGGCGGCUGCUCAUGGACGAGCACCGCCUCAGCCAGAUUCUCCAUGGCCCGCAGCAGAGAAGCAUGAGCCUCAUUGGCAAAAGCAAUCCCAGAUACCGAUGGGACCGAUACUGGAAAAGCGACCAAGAGCUAGCUGCCAUGUCGAAGCCAAUCCGCAAAUACUAUGAGAGGACAAAUGAUCUUAUCCAGCAGUACCUCUACAUUGACCGUCUGCUGGACUCGACCAUUCCACAUGAGCUGCUCAACGAGUACUCGGCCGAGCUCCAUGCUUCAGCCUACCGCUCUGUCGACGUCCCAGACACAAUCCUGGAAGAUGAGCCAUCAACAUCAGCAUCACAAUCACCACCCAUCGCCAGUUCUCCACCGGCCAACGGCUCCUAUGGCACGACGAUGCCCAUUACAUCCAACGUGAACCCAACGCCUCUCCAGAAGCGCACGCCAAAGGACAUCUUCCGCUCCUCCGAGUCACUCCCCCUCCUCAUGCACGCCGACGAUGGCGAGGAUGACCACGGCCCCGUAACACCCACCAGGACAGCCACCUCCACCCCUGGACCAAAACCCAAUCUCCCGUGGCUUGAGGAUGCCGACCUUGACAGCGAGAGCCCCAUUGUCACCCUCGCCAUCUGGAUCAACUUCAUCGCCAACGCCAUUCUGCUUGCCGCCAAGCUCGUCGUCGUCAUAUGGACGCCCUCCAUGUCUGUCCUAGCCAGUCUCGUCGACGCCGUUCUCGACUUCCUGAGUACAGCCAUUGUCUGGUUGACCACGCGGCUCAUCCUCGCCAGCCAGUCGGACCAGUUCACGUAUCCCGUCGGCCGGCGACGCUUGGAGCCAGUGGGCGUCUUGGUUUUUUCGGUCAUCAUGAUCACCAGUUUCUGCCAGGUCCUGCUCGAGUGCAUCCAGCGGCUCGCGGGACCAGAGCACAAGGUGCUACAGCUCGGCCCGGCGGCUAUUGGUAUUAUGGCCGGCACCAUCCUCAUCAAAGGCGCCGUGUGGCUUUGGUGUCGUCUUGUAAAGAAUUCCAGCGUGCGUGCAUUAGCCGAAGACUGCAAAACUGACAUGGUAUUCAACUUUGGCUCUAUACUUUUUCCUAUCAUUGGAUUCUACGGACACAUAUGGUGGCUAGACGCAACAGGUGGUCUCCUUCUCUCUCUGUUUGUCAUCCUUCAGUGGUCCAAGACAUCAGCCCAUCACGUCCGCAACCUGACUGGGUUCUCCGCCCAGCCCGACGAGCGCAACCUGCUGCUCUACCUCACUAUGCGCUUCGCCACGGCGAUUCGCCGCAUCCAGAACUUGCGCGCGUACCAUGCCGGCGACAAGCUCUUUGUCGAGGUGGACAUUGUGCUGGACGCGAGCAUGCCCCUCAAGGACAGCCACGACCUCAGCGAGGUGUUGACGUACUUCCUUGAGGGGGUCCCGAUUGUGGACAGAGCGUUUGUGCAUGUAGACUAUACAAGUUACAAUGCGCCGACACACAUGCUCAAGCAGUCGUCGUCUUCGUGA